UCGUUGGCUACCUGUGCGCUGCUGUUGGGCCACAAGUUUGUGGAGCCGAUGACCGCCAGACGUGUAGAGCACGAGAAGACACGCAAACAAAUCAAAGAGAUGUGGACUCGAGAGCUGAAGCGUAUGCACGAAGCCGUCAAUAACCUGCGAAAGGCCCGCGCCUUAUAUGUCACCCGACAGCAGGAGCUCGAGAAGGCUCGCCAGGGACUCAGGACUAGUGAGUCGGGUGUCGACUGGUCGGCCGAGAAGAUCGACAAAAAACGUCGCGCCGAAGAGGACGCCUCUGUGCGGGCCCGGGAGGCGGAACUGGGCUACAAGGCGUGCGUCCAGGAGGCCAACUACCGGGCCUCCCAGCUCCAGAAGGUCAAGAAGGACCUACUGGUGCGCAUCCGGGAGCUACUGAGCGGGUGCGAGGCCACCAUGAAAACAGCCACCUGUUCCUACUUUCAGUUGUGUCACGUGGUGUCGGCGCCCCUACCCGUCCAGUUGCAGUCGCUGUCGGAGUCGGUGCGCAAUUACGAUCCCGGGUCGGCCUACUUGGAGUUUGUUAAAAGGCUACCCGAGCCGCACACCAAUCAAACGAAGUUCACGUUUCAGCCGCACAUCACCACUGAUCACGACUCAAGUGAGUCCGACUCCAACGGGUCCUCAUCGCCGGCUGCCAGCCCUCCCACUCGGGGCCCGCCGUCGGGACUCAUGUCGUCCGGCGAUGAGUUGGAAACCGAUCACGACUUCAACACAGACAGCGGUUACUACCCGUCCGGUCGUAAGCCGAUCAACGCAUCCCUGUCCACAGCCAUGACGGCGAUGUCGAAAGCGGCCGAAACCCACAAGUUUCGCAAACUGAAGACCCCCUCCCGGUGCCGAGAGUGCGACUCCUAUGUCUACUUCCAGGGCUUGGAGUGUCUGGAGUGCGGACUCGGCAGCCAUAAGAAGUGUUUGGAGACACUGGCCAUACAGUGCGGUCACGUGAAACUGCCCCGACGUAUGACCACCUUUGGGGUGGCGCUCAACGCCCAGACCAACUCCGAUGUGCCCCUUAUACUAAAGAAGUGCGUCCAAGAGAUCGACACCCGGGGCUCAAACAUUAAGGGCAUAUACCGGGUGUCGGGCGUCAAGUCGCGGGUGGAGAAGCUGUGCCAGAGUUUCGAGUCGGGACAGGAUCUCGUGGACCUGUCCUCCACCCCUCCCAAUGUCAUCGCAAAUGUACUCAAAUUAUACUUAAGACAGGUAUGUGUCCAUUGA
Oppiella nova is the source of this 1245-nucleotide messenger RNA. Lineage: Eukaryota; Metazoa; Arthropoda; Arachnida; Sarcoptiformes; Oppiidae. The record is from the annotation of a GenBank genome assembly.